Messenger RNA from Parus major (Great Tit), 1182 nucleotides. It is a transcript of the gene KHDRBS1, whose product is annotated as KH RNA binding domain containing, signal transduction associated 1. Gene Ontology annotation, biological process: regulation of alternative mRNA splicing, via spliceosome. Gene Ontology annotation, cellular component: nucleus. Lineage: Eukaryota; Metazoa; Chordata; Aves; Passeriformes; Paridae. Gene Ontology annotation, molecular function: mRNA binding; poly(A) binding. The coding region runs from base 40 to 1158 and encodes 372 amino acids. The record is from RefSeq and is a predicted model, not a curated record. The transcript is spliced from 7 exons.
GCCCGGCCCGGCCCGGCGUCCCCGCCCCGGCUCCGCCUCAUGCAGCGCCGCGACGACCCCGCCGGCCGCCUGUCUCGAGGACAGGGUCCCGGUGGGCGCGCGCCGCCGUCGCGCCGAGCGCCCCGUGGCGGAGGGGCCCGCGGGGCCGCCAGCGGAACACAGCCGCCGCCCGGUGGGGCCGCGGCCGGCGGGACCUCAGGGCCGGGGGGCUCCGGUGGCUCGGGCUCGAUGGUUGGCGGCAAGAUGGAGCCCGAGAACAAGUACCUGCCCGAGCUGAUGGCCGAGAAGGACAGCCUGGACCCGUCCUUCACGCACGCCAUGCAGCUCCUCACCGCAGAAAUUGAAAAAAUUCAGAAGGGUGAGACAACAAAGAAGGAUGAGGAAGAGAACUACCUGGAUUUAUUUUCCCACAAGAAUAUGAAACUGAAAGAACGAGUUCUGAUCCCUGUCAAACAGUACCCCAAGUUCAACUUUGUUGGAAAGAUUUUGGGACCCCAAGGCAACACCAUUAAGAGACUUCAGGAAGAAACUGGUGCUAAAAUCUCUGUGCUGGGGAAAGGUUCAAUGAGAGAUAAAGCCAAGGAGGAAGAGCUUCGUAAAGGGGGGGAUCCCAAAUACGCCCAUCUCAACAUGGAUUUACACGUUUUCAUCGAGGUUUUCGGGCCCCCCUGCGAGGCCUACGCCCUCAUGGCCCACGCCAUGGAGGAGGUCAAGAAAUUCCUGGUCCCAGAUAUGAUGGAUGACAUCUGCCAGGAGCAGUUCCUGGAGCUCUCCUAUCUCAACGGGGUCCCAGAGCCCAACCGUGGCCGAGGCGUCCCCGGGCGGGGCCGGGGGGCAGCCCCACCUCCCCCUCCACCUGUUCCGAGGGGCCGUGGGGUUGGUCCUCCUCCUCCUCCUCCCCCUCCUCGGGGUGCCCUGGUGCGAGGAGCCCCCGUGCGCGGGGCCAUGGCCCGGGGGGCCACGCUGGCCCGGGGGGUGCCCCCUCCCCCGGCGGUGCGCGGCACUCCUGCCCCCCGGGCACGGGCAGCUGGAAUCCAGAGGAUACCCCUGCCCCCUCCCCCCGUGCCAGAGACCUACGAGGAAUACGGCUACGAUGACACAUAUGCAGACCAGAGCUACGAGGGAUACGAGGGCUACUACAGCCAGGGCCAAGGGUGAGUUGGAUUCUCUCUUCCCAAAGGA